GACAUCCAGACCAGCAGCCACCAGCUCACCGAGCUGAAGCGCGAGAUGCAGAACCUGGAGAUCGAGCUGCAGGCGCAGCUCAGCACGAAAGACUCGCUGGAAAACUCCUUGGCCGAGACGGAAUCUCGCUACGGCUGCCUGCUGCAGCAAAUCCAGGGGCAGAUUAACGCCGUAGAGGAGGAGCUGGGCAACAUCCGCUGCGAGAUGGAGGGCCAGAGCCAGGAGUACAAGAUGCUGCUGGGCAUCAAGACCCGCCUGGAGCAGGAGAUUGCUCAGUACCGGGCGCUGCUCCACGAGGGACAGCAAGACCUUGCUGCCUCCCAAGGAGCUUUCCAAGGAGGAGGAAAAUCCUCCCAGUCAUAUUCUUCUAGUUCCUUCUCUCAAUCCCAGUCUGGUGACGUGACAGGGCAGUCAAGAGUGUGCUAGAGCAAGAGCAGUGAUGCUGGCAUCCUCCUAAAUGCACUGAGCUGACCCACGGACGAGAGGCAGAACCCAACGCUCCUGCAGCGCAGCCGAUGCGAUGCAGUGCGGAGCAGCGCUCAUCGCUGGCCUCGCCUUCCCUUCUGCAAUGCUGGCCUUACUCAACUUGUCUUUGUCAACUGGAUCUUUGUUUAAAAGCUUGAAU
This is a messenger RNA of Lagopus leucura (white-tailed ptarmigan), 625 nucleotides long. Its product is annotated as keratin, type I cytoskeletal 15-like. The record is from RefSeq and is a predicted model, not a curated record. The annotation marks the transcript as partial. Gene Ontology annotation, molecular function: structural molecule activity. NCBI's taxonomy places the organism in Eukaryota, Metazoa, Chordata, Aves, Galliformes, Phasianidae. Gene Ontology annotation, cellular component: keratin filament. The transcript has 4 exons.